AUGACGACAGUUUCGCCGCCUAAACCUUGGGAGCGCGCUGGUCCAACCGCUCCCUCAGGAACAGCCACUCCCAUAACAUCUACUGCCGUGACCCCCCCCCAAACCACCACCUCAUCGACAAACGCCUCCACCUCUGCUCCAGCCCUUCCCGACAGACCUUCCACUCUCAACAAUGUCGUAAACCAAACUGCUUCAAAUUACACAAAUCAGAAUCGAUUCGGUGUUGGCACAACACCUUACUCUUCUCCAUACUCAUCCUAUUCAUCUCCAUAUUCUCGUUUCGGCGGAGGCAUGUAUGGCGGAGGCAUGUACGGCACCGGAUACGGGUAUGGAGGUGGCAUGUAUGGCAGCGGCAUGUAUGGAGGAGGAUAUGGAAAUUAUCCGGGCAUGCCUGGCGAUCCGAACAAUCAAAGUUUGACCCAGACAUGGAAUCAGAGCACUGCCGCGACAUUCCAAAUCAUGGAAAGCAUUGUAGGCGCAUUUGGUGGAUUUGCUCAGAUGCUUGAGAGCGCGUAUAUGACGACUCAUUCUUCCUUUUUCGCUAUGGUCUCGAUGGCCGAACAACUGGGCAACCUCCGUCAAACUCUCGGUUCCGUACUGGGAAUCUACACCCUCAUGCGAUGGUUGCGCACAUUGUUAGCGAAAUUAACAGGUCGCCCGCCCCCUGCGGAUGCCACCUCGCUCACACCAGCAAACUUCUCUUCAUUCCUUUCGGGUGGUCGGACCCCUGCUACUCUCCCCGACGGUAGCCCAGCCCCUCCCCGACCUUCCAAAAAGCCAUUCAUAAUGUUCGCACUGGCCGUUUUCGGUCUGCCUUAUCUAAUGGGCAAAAUCAUCCGCGCAAUGGCCAAAUCGCAGGAAGAAGAACACCGACGCCAACAAGAGCAGAUGUCCCUGACCUAUACAAAUCAGAACGGCGAGCGAGUCCCCAUUGAUCCGCGCAAACUUGACUUCUGCCGCGUUAUGUACGAUUACACUCCGGCACCCAACUCUGGAGGAAUGGAUCUGGAAGUGAAAACGGGUGAUUUCGUCGCCGUCCUUUCCAAGACCGAUCCUAUGGGCAAUGCGUCCGAGUGGUGGCGUUGCCGUGCCCGGGAUGGCAAACAAGGCUAUCUACCCAGUCCGUACCUCGAACCGAUUCAGCGACCGGCCCAACGACCUGCCCCUCAGAUCACCGAAGGAGCAGCUGCGUCGGCACCAGGAAGUCGUAGCGCAACCAUGAAAGGCGCCGAACCCGCGACCACGGCGAGAAAACUGCUCGAAGAAGGCGAUCGGACGAAGAGCUUGAAUGCUAUUUAUGGCGGCACGAGCGGCAUGCACGGCAUGCACGGCAAUGUCAAUGCCACCGCUCCAAAUCCUGUUGCUGUCCCUGUCAAGGCUCCCGAAGUGAAAGGGAAACCGGGUGACAUUUCGGCCGAGAGUUUCCAGAAGAGUGCUUUCUAUUCUUGA
Molecule: messenger RNA, 1449 nt
Organism: Rhinocladiella mackenziei CBS 650.93
Lineage: Eukaryota; Fungi; Ascomycota; Eurotiomycetes; Chaetothyriales; Herpotrichiellaceae
Exons: 3
Coding region: 1-1449 (482 amino acids)
Biological process (GO): protein import into peroxisome matrix, docking
Cellular component (GO): peroxisome; peroxisomal membrane; peroxisomal importomer complex
Molecular function (GO): protein binding
Source: RefSeq, a predicted model, not a curated record